AUGAAUAAUACAUACAAAUAUGAUGAGCCGUAUCCAUGCACAUUAACAACGUACGAAGGAAGCUUCGGAGUUUACAAUGCUUGUGUAGAAUACCACAAGGAGCAGUUAAGAAUUUUAAACCAGAACAUAGUAAAAAAUGUGAUCAUCCAGGUUUUGCUCUUUGAGCAUCUGAAAAGGGCAACCAAAGGAGAAUGGAAUGGUGGGCGUCAUGACCACGAAAAAGUGCUGAGUAGUAACAAUCUAUAUGUGAGAACAAGGAAUGAUGAGAAAAACUCGCAAAGGGGUUUUCCUCCCAAUCGUCAUAUGCUAUACCUGAACAAAGAAUGCACAAGUCAUGAUGGAGAUUAUCGUACCUAUGGGUGGGAUGCAAAAGAUGGACAAAGUGACACUCCGACAGGUGGCAACAAUGUAAAGGGGAAAGGAUACGUGCUUAACAGGAAUAGCAACAAAACAAAAAAAAUAUAUUAUAAUAAAGGGAUACACAAGAACAGGUAUAUUGAAAGGAGGGAACACAGGAAAGAGGAUCAAAAUGGAGGCAGAAAUAAUACCAUCCCAAGUGAUAGUCCUCGUUGUGUGCGAUUGAAAAGGGGUGAAAGGGUGACAUCUAUGGGGCAUUAUAAUGAAAGUCGUUAUAUGCCGAACGAGCUAAUAAAUAGCCAUGUGUGCGCGGAAGAGCCUUUUUCUGAAAUUACAAAAAGUGUAGAAAAUAUUUCGUGCCAUCUGGUGCAAAGCAGAAGACCCUCCUCGAUUGAGCAUGCCCUUUUAAAUGAUAUAACGACAUUCACAACCCGUUUGGCGCACCCCACCUGUUCAUUGCACAUAAAGAUGAAGGACAUUCUUUUGAGUGUAUUCGUUCCGGAAGGGGUCAAGAAGCAUUUAUACAAGUUGCCUAAUAAUUUUCUGUUUAGUGGUGAUAAGCACGCGUUGUGGUUGUGCAUAUUAGGGGAAGUGACAUGUCGUACAGACCUUCUUCCCACUCAGAGAAAGACAACGAGAAGUCAUUUUUUAAAAACAUUCAUUAAUUAUUUCCAGUCUGCUCAAAAGUGUGGAGACUUAUACGAGUUGGUAAAAAAAACUAACUAUCCAUCGCAGGAAAUGUGUAAAAAAAAAGUGCACACCUGUAUGAAGAAAAACCAUAAAGGAGACAAAACGAGUGUGUCAUUAUACGAAAUGAUGAAAAUAGUUUAUCGUUUGGCAUCAUCAGAGAAGGGUAGAAUAAUUCUUGCAGGCAUUUUCCCCAAACGCAUUCCUUCUCGCCGUGACCUUAUCAGCUGUGAUGAUAUUUGUUUCGAAAUGAAUUUCAAAUCAGAGCGUAUUUUGCUUAUCCCCAUUUUUAUUAGCAAGUGGGAAAUGAAGAAACGUACCUCUGCUAUAUUUAAAGGGACAUGCCAUGUUAACCGAAAAAUUGAUUACGUCUUUUGGGGGCAUAUUCCCCAUCUGUACAAAACCAUGUGUGAUGAAAUAUGUUAUGAAAAGGGUUGCUUUGCGCAGGGUUCGCAAGCGUGUUCAUCAUGUACCGCUUCCCCUUUGGGGGAUCCUAUUUGGGGAAGACAAACACGAGCAAGAAUCAACUCCUUCACCUUUGUGCCUUUUUUAAGUAAACGUAUAGUUAGGCAAAUCAAAAAAAGUUGCAGCAUUUGCUGGUUGUAUGGAAGGGCAAAGUGUAAAACGAAAUGUAGAAAUGGAACCGUAUUGAGAAAGCCCCAAAAGGAAAAAAUAAAUCAUCUGUAUUGUGUGCAUAAUGGAAGAGGUCAAGAUAGUUACCUUAACAAGGGCAACAAGUGGAAUGAGCAGGUCAGGAGCAAAUAUAAAUUUACCCACGCGAAGCCUAAUCGUUAUGUAAUCCAGCUACGGAUACUAAACCAAAGCGUGCAUAAUAAAACAGGUGUUACUCGCCCGAGCAGAAAAAAAAUGUUAUAUUUUAAGAAGGUUUGUAAAGAUAUGGUGAUUGAAUUUUUAUCCCUCAGUGAAGAAAAAGAACAUGUACACAAAUCGUCGGCCUCCAUGUGUGGGGAACCCUCACAUGGCUCAUUAUGCCCUGUCAACAGUGUAGGGAGAAGUAUCCCUAGGAAUUUGUCCAAAUGGGGUGAGGAUCCUACGAGCUACUGCAUUAGCAACAGCGGCGGUGACAACAGUGGGAAUAAUUAUUCGGGUGCAUAUUCAAACAGCAACUGCCGAGGUGACACCCCCAAUAGGGGAGACAGCGCGAGUAAGUAUGGUGGCAUGAAAGGAUCCGGAGGCAGCGGAGGUGGCCUUGGAGGUGCAGGAGGAAGUGGCGACAACAACGACGAUAACAACAAUAAUAACAAUAAUAACAAUCACAAUACUAAUAGGGAUACGUUCCACGACGCGGAGGACGAAGAGCAGGGCAACACGAAUGACAACAAAAACGGCGGUAGUAACAUGGACAAGGGCAGGAACGCUAUUAACAUGCACGAAAUGAAAAUGAACGAUGUGAAUCUCAUGUAUGGAAAUCACGAAAAGGACAGUUCAACCAACAUGAUGAAUGGAAAUUACGUUGAUGGAAAUGCAGGAAAAGGAGACCCCUUCUUUGAGAAUGCGGAAAAUAACAAAGCGAUUGGGGUUCUUAGAAGUGCAUCGAAUAGCUUAAUGAACAAGGGGGGUGGACCCCCCACAGAAAUGAGCAAUUCGAAUAUGAAUUAUAUGCCGCACAUGAAUGGUCAGAGUGGGAAAGGGGCGAUGGGUAACCCAAGGAUGAACAACGUGCCCCCGAAUCAAAUGAUGAAUUUCCCAGCCAUGUUUAUGGGAGCAAAUAUGAUACAACCACAUGGGGCUCAAAAUGGCAUGCAUAAUAGCAUGAAUAACCCUAAUGGGGGUGCAGGAGACCCUAUGGAUAAUAUGCAAAAUAUGAAACAAGCAGCAGGAGGAAUGUUGAAGCACAAGCAGAACCAGUUCAUGUCAUCAGGGCAGAAUGCAAGAGAUAACAAAGUAACCAACCCACAGCAACAUAAUAGUACGGGCAGCAGCAACAGUAACAUGCCCCCAAAUAAUUUCAUGCCCAAUCAGCUGCACCAACAGUUCCAAAUUCAACAACAGAUGCAUUUACAGCAUUUAUUUCACCAGCAAAAUAUGCAUCCCUACAAUAUGAUGCCGCCAAAUAAUUCUGCGAAAUUUCCAACCCAACAGGGUGCCCAGAAACAGUCAAAUGCUUCUAUCCUGAAAAUUCCUCAAAUGCUAUCAUCCAUGAAUUCCCUUGACCGGAGGAGCAACUCCAUUUCGCAGAAGAUGCCUAGGCCUGUAAUGAACCCAAUGGAUCCUUCUAGCAAUGCGCAAAGAAGUGCCAACACGUCAAACAUGCCCUCCAUGAACAACCCACCGGGCCAUGUAAAUCCAAUGUCUUUGAAAUAUCCCUACAAGAAUAGCACCACGCCGCAGCAUAUGGGCAGCCCAGGUAGUGGCAACAACAAUAUAAGUACUAACAGCGGGAACAACCAAACACAGCAGAAUCAUUCCCCUGCGGUGAGUGGCCAACAGCAAUUGGAGCAACAAAACAGCUUGCAAAACCCGAUAAGCAACAUGAACCAUAAUGUAGGCCUCAACAUGAAUCACAACAUAACGAACAAACAGAACAUGCAACAAAGCAUACUGCCGGGAUCACACCUUCUGCCGACCAAGCAGAAUUCACAGCAGAUGCUAAUGCAGUCGCCUGGUUCGUCCAACCAGUCCAAUGUGCAGCCUCUUCUCGCUUCGUCCUCUGCGCAGAAGGUGGCGCCCCAAGUGUUUCAGCACCAGUCGAGUAUGCAGCAGGGCAUGCAGCAGAACUCCCAGCAGCAGAUGGGCCCAAGUGCCAAAAUCAUGAAUACGUCAAGCAUAUCCGGCUCGAUCAAUAGACAACCGAGCCACAUGCCCUUCUCGCAUGUUCCUGUGAACCAGCAAAACAUGCCGCCAUUCAUGCAUGGCAACCCCAUGCAUAUGUACCAGCAACAGUCCCCGUUUUUCCCAAGAGCAUCAUCAACUCCCCAGCAGAUUUCUUACGAUUGGAUGCACAGUCCCUACAUGCAGCACCAGUACAUGCUUCAGCAGUGCCAGUUCACGCCUCAGCAAAUGUUCCUGCAGCAGCAGCAAAAGCAGCAGAGCAUGUUGCACCACGCGCAGCAGAACGUGCCUCCACUGCACCUGCAUGCGCAGAAGCAGGGUCUCUCGCAGAUGCAGCAGAAUAUGGCCUACUCACAGCAUCAACAGCAACAACACCAUCCGCAGCAACAAAUGCAGAUGCAGAAUAUGGAGAACCUACCUCAACACAUGCGAAUGAUUCCACCGCAGCAUGCUAAUAUGCCAUUCAAGCAGAACGUAGCACAGCCAUUUCCACCAAUGUUUAAAGAUAACGUCCUUGCUGGAAAUACCAGUUUUGAGUUUAUGGAGAACAUGAAUGACAUACAAAGGAUGGGAUCUUCCCUGAAGGGUCACAUCCUAGAUGUGAAUAACAGCAAUAAUACUUCCUUGGAAGGAGCAAUUGAAGAAGACAUUUUCGACAGCAAUUAUCACUGCGAUAUAUGUAACAAAGAUAUAACGCAUGCGAUUAGAAUAAGGUGUGCCGAGUGUGUGGACUUUGAUUUAUGUGUAAAUUGUUUUAGUAGUGGAAAAGAAAUGAAGUCUGAAAAAUGUGAGCAUUACAAUUAUCACAAUUACAUACCCAUACCAAAGUAUGACUUCCCCUUGUAUAAAUUGAACUGGAGCGCAGAAGAGGAGCUGUUACUACUAGACGGGAUAAGCAAAUAUGGUUUUGGAAAUUGGGAACAGGUAGCUGAUCUGGUGAAUUCUGCUGCCAAAAUUCCCAAGACGGACAGGGAGUGUGAAAAACAUUAUUAUAAUUUUUACCUGAAAUCGAAUUGUGCACCACUGCCAGAUAAUAAAAGAUUGCUAAUAAAGCCGGAUGGAAAUCCAUAUGAUAUUGAACACGUGACAGAAAAGGAUAUAAACGAAAAUGAUGAUUAUGUACAACCCAAGUCGAAGAAGAAUAACAGGACACAGAUUAUUGGGUACUGGCCACUAAGAGGAGAUUUCGAUAUUGAAUAUGAUAACGAUGCGGAGUUGUUAUUAGCUGAUAUGGAAUUUAAAGAAUCGGAUUUGCCUCAACAGAAAGAGCUAAAGCUGCAAGUGCUUGAAAUUUAUAACUCCAAAUUGGACGAAAGAAUUUACAGAAAGAGGACCGUUAUUGAGAGGGGCCUGUUGGACACCAAGUCACAAAUGCAGAGGGAUAAAAAGAGAACCAAGGAGGAAAAAGAAUUGUACACUGCACUGAAGCCGCUAUCCAGGUUUCAUUCUCCUCAACACCACGAAUAUUUCAUUCAACUACUGCUGGAGGAGCAGAAACUCCGUCAAAGGUUGACCAAACUGCAGGAGUGGAAAACACUGGGUCUACAAAACAUCGAACAAGUGCAGGAGUACGAAAUUGAAAAGAACAGGAGGGCCAAGGAAGCAGUCAAACAGCAACAGCAGCAACAACAACAACAGCUGCAACUACAGCAGCAGCAGCAACAGGAACAAACAGAAAAGGUCGGCACGAAAUCUCUGAAGAGCAAUAAGAAGGAAUGCAAAAUUAAACAAAAGGAGGAAGAAGAAAUGGAAGAUAGUAAAAAAUUGAACAUAGACACCUUUGUCGAACUGGACCUCUUGAACGAGAAGGAAGUGGAGUUUUGUAAAAAUAUGAAACUCCCCAUUUUGUUUUUCCUUCUUAUCAAGAGGCUACUAAUAAUGGAAAUUAGCAAUAGCAAUUUGAAUAUGCUCAAGGAUAUUAACGAACUCAAACUAAAGGGUUACAAGGUGGGCCAACUGUACGACUUUUUCCUCAGCUUUGACAUUAAUCAGAAGGAGGAACUCCUAAACAGCAAUGGAAAUGGGAACCUCAAAAAUUCAUACAUAAGAAAGAAUGAAGAUAAAAGACGAAAACUCAAAACUAAUUAUGACCACAAUAGUUUUAAUCGAUCUGAUAAGGUGGAAAUGGACGACGCGAAUGACAAUGAAGGCAAUGCUGGCGGUGCACCAAACAACACGGGGAACAACUAUGCGGGAGGACCAAACGGUGGGGCAAUUUACGGCCUGAAUGGUAUCACCAGUGCCGUCCCAAGUAUCACUCCAAAUGGUAGUGGUAACGCAAUGGUGAGAGCAGAGAUGCUCAGCGAAAAUUCAGGGCAUACCCUACCGAUGCACGAGGACAGUGCGACGAUUUUGAAUGAACCCAGUUCAACCGGUGACCCACUGAACGAUAAGGACCUGCUGACGAGCACCCAACGAGUGGGAAAAAUGGACGAGAAUGACAACGUAGGGACUCCCAUCGGUAAGGAAAAAAACGCAACGAGUAACGUGGCUGUGAAUUCCGCCGAUGGAGCAGGUACUACCAUGAGGGACAAAAAAUCCAGAGAUAGAAAAGUAAAGAAAGAAAGGGACGACAAAAUGACACAACAAUUGAUAACUUCCAAAGAAUCCGACGUGAUGAGUAGUACCCCUAAGGAAGGGAGUCCAGGAAGCUCAGAAAUUUUAACCACUAGUCAAAAGAAAAAACACCACGCGAAAAGGACAGGUAGUACGGCCACAACCCUAGAGGGGGGAAAAAUUGAGUGUUCGCAUAAUUUGGGAGCCCUUGAGGGGGACAUGGGAGAGGAAAAGAGGACUAGGGAAAAUGCGUACGAUGGGGAAGAAGUAGAAAACAAAACGAAUGAAACAAAAAGUAGGGAGGUAGAAGCGCCGCUCAGUGAUGGAACAUGUGGGGAAACAUGUCCCGGAGGAGAAAAACCCACUGAUAUGAAUGCGAACAGCCUGUACGAUGAAGAAGAUAAGGAGAUGGAGGAAGACUAUGGUGACCUGGACGACGACGGAGAUGAUAGAGAAACAAACGCCGACUUGGACGCAGAUGAAAAUGAAAAAAAAAGUAAAAAGAAAAACACAAAAAAGAAAACAGAAAGUAAAGAAGAAAGUUCAGAUUUAGUCAGCACAAUGACAAUGAAGACUAGUAUAGGGGAUAGCAAUUCUACGAAUGAGAUAUUUAAAAGUUCAAAUAAUUCGAGGAGAAAAUCGGUCGAGAAAACGAAGGAAACUCCAUCACAAGUUAGAAGUAACAGCCAUAGUAAGAAAAAAAUGGGGGAAGCAAGUUUAAGUGAAGAGAAGGAAAUGUCCAGUAGUGGCAUAAUUAACAACGCGGACCUUUCGUCGGGCAAGCUGAAAAAAGGCACUCCAAAGAACGAUGAGAGUCUUAGCAGUGACAUUUUUGAGAACACAUCCAACAAACGAAGUAACAGCAAAUCCAAGAGAAGUAGUGACUACGAUUUAAGUAGAAAUGAGUCGAGAGUGAGCAGCCAUUUUGAUCUGGAAAAUGAAAAUAGUUGUGUGGAAGUAUUUGAUUCCAGCCUAGAUUUGGAUGGAAAAUUAUCCAAAGGCAAAAAGCUGAGCACUCCCUCCCCGUCUUCUUUAUCCACAUUGAGUAAGAAUGAUAAGAGCAGACGUAGCAAAGCAAAGAGUGACAACUUAUGUGUAGAGAUUAUAUCUUCCAGCAUUGAUGCAAAGGAUAACGACCGAAGUGACAGAAGGGCCAAAACCGCUGACGACAGUUUAAAGAAAUCGUCCAAGAAGAGAAAAGGCUCCACCAGUUUGGUGUCCACGUCGACGAAGAAGUCCAUGAAGAUGUGA
Molecule: messenger RNA, 7644 nt
Organism: Plasmodium fragile
Lineage: Eukaryota; Apicomplexa; Aconoidasida; Haemosporida; Plasmodiidae
Exons: 1
Coding region: 1-7644 (2547 amino acids)
Biological process (GO): regulation of transcription by RNA polymerase II; chromatin remodeling
Cellular component (GO): nucleus
Molecular function (GO): zinc ion binding; transcription coactivator activity; chromatin binding
Source: RefSeq, a predicted model, not a curated record